Molecule: messenger RNA, 1299 nt
Organism: Helianthus annuus (common sunflower)
Lineage: Eukaryota; Viridiplantae; Streptophyta; Magnoliopsida; Asterales; Asteraceae
Product: UPF0481 protein At3g47200
Exons: 1
Coding region: 1-1299 (432 amino acids)
Source: RefSeq, a predicted model, not a curated record
AUGGAGAGAUUAUCCGAAACAAAAAUAUCUUCAAACAACAAGACUCAAGUGACCGUCCAAAGUCUUCUUGAUCAUGUAAAUAAAGACAACGUCAACCGAACUCCACCUUCGAUUUACAUAGUACCUAGUACAAUACGAGAUCUGAGACCAAGUUGUUUCUGCCCUCGGGUGGUGUCUAUUGGACCUCUACACAGAGAAGAUAUAAAUUUGAGAGAAUUUGAAGAGCGGAAAGCAAGUUAUCUGACUAGUCUAGUGAGUCGUACCAAUUCUCCACGAGAGGAAACAUUGCAGUCAUGUGUGGAGAAGGCGUACGCUUCGAUGGAUAAAAUCAAGGCAUGUUAUAUAUGGACGAAGAAUUAUGAUGAUGAUGAAAUUGCCAAAAUGAUGGUUAUGGAUGCUUGUUUUAUACUUGGAUUCAUUCUCCAGGUUCAAGAGAAAAAAAACUGGGUAACCCAAGUUGUAAUUUAUGACUUGGUGUUGCUUGAAAAUCAGAUUCCUUUCUUUUUUCUAGAGUUAAUGUUUCGGUGCACCAUAUCGAAAUUUAUACCGCAUGUCUCCCUUGUUGAAUUUCUCCAACCAGUUCUAGAUCACCUCAAUUUCUUUGUAGGAGAUAUAGAUUUCCAAAACAUUUCCACUGAUACCAUUCCACAUAUUCUUAGCCUUCUACACGAAUGUUACAUGCCUCGAGUUGAUAACAUUUCAAGUGGUACUUUAAGCUCAACAAUUCGUUCUGCUGUUGAUUUAGAUAGAGCAGGGGUACAUUUCAGACCUAACGAAAACCCAAAAUGGCUAAUGGAGAUGGAAGUGAAUAUACAUAGGUACCCAUUUUUUUUCUGGUCUUGGAGUAAGACCACUCUUAAAUUGCCAGUAUUGAAGAUGCAUCAUUUCUCCGAGUUGGUUCUAAGGAAUCUCAUUGCAUACGAGCAGUUUCGCCGAACUAGUAAGUAUAUUACAUCAUAUGUUGUUGCCAUGGAUAUGCUAGUGAACACUCAAGAGGAUGUUGCCAUGUUAAUAGACUCAGAAGUCCUUGUCAACUAUAUGAGUUCAAAUGAAGAAGCUGCUAAUAUGAUCAACAACAUAAGCAAAGAAGUUGCAUGCCAAGAUUUCUUUUACGGUGAACAGUGGAAUACAUUGAAUAAGUAUUGCAAUAGUUACUGGCCAAAACAUCUAGCCAGGAUGAGGAGAACUUACUUUAGUAGUCCAUGGAAUAUGAUUGCUUUAGUUGCAGGAAUCAUCCUAUUUGCUCUAACCGUGGUUCAGACCAUCUUUACUAUUAAACCUAUCGGAAGCAACAACUAG